AUGGACGACGAUCUAAAGGGUUUAUUAGUCGCCAAAGCGGCGGUCCAGAGAUGUAGUUAUGAAGUGACGGCUGUGACUCAUGCGGCCCUAAGCCUACUGGAGCAGAAAGAUGAAAGGGAAAGACCAUAUGAUAUGGUCUUAGCUGAUGUGCACAUGCCUGUGAUGGAUGGCUGUGAACUCUUGCGACGUGUUAAUGGAGAGUUUAAUUUACCCGUUGUCCUGAUUUCUGCUGAUGAUAUGACGAAUGUUAUCCGCAAAGGGCUUCGACUAGGGGCACUUGCAUUCGUGGUAAAGCCAAUGAUAAUUGAUCAAGAAAAAUUAAUGUGGCAACAUUGCAUAACAUGGAAGAAUAGGGAAAGACAUGCUUGGAGACAAUUCAAUCAAGCUAAUAUACCCAGAAUAAGCAUUUUCUCGUCUUCUAGUUCUGGUUCAACUAUGGAGGAUUAUAACCCUAGCGAAAGGAUAGGUAACAAAGCUAAUUGGAUCUCAAACCUCCACAAUCGUAUUGUGGAAGUUCUGUUAAUCCUUGGUCCUAAAGAGUCUGUUACAAAAAAAACUGUUGAAAUGACGAAUGUACCAUGGCUAACCAGGGAACAAGUGGCUAGCCACCUUCAGAAAUUCCGGAAGUUUUUGGAUAAGGUUAUGGAUGGUACGACAAGUUUUGAACAAGGUAGAAAUCAGUGGGUCGACUAUCAUUAUUACUCGAGCAUUGUCGGUGGAAAUCCAAACCAGAUUUUGCUUGGCUGGUAUAUUACAAUGUCGAUUACAAACAACCAUGCCUCUUCUUCUAUGAAUGUAGCUACACUGACACCAGAAUUUGGUGGAGUGGCUUUUGAAAGUGCUGAGAACGUAGUUACAACUGUACAGGGGAUUGGUGGUGUACCCUUUGGAAGUGCUGGACAUAUGAAUGUGGAAUAUCAGAUGAGCUCUUAUGAAAAAUUAACACGGAUUUUGAUUUAG
Molecule: messenger RNA, 960 nt
Organism: Daucus carota subsp. sativus
Lineage: Eukaryota; Viridiplantae; Streptophyta; Magnoliopsida; Apiales; Apiaceae
Product: two-component response regulator ARR10-like
Exons: 7
Coding region: 1-960 (319 amino acids)
Biological process (GO): cytokinin-activated signaling pathway; phosphorelay signal transduction system
Molecular function (GO): DNA binding
Source: RefSeq, a predicted model, not a curated record